Molecule: messenger RNA, 2731 nt
Organism: Mugil cephalus (flathead mullet)
Lineage: Eukaryota; Metazoa; Chordata; Actinopteri; Mugiliformes; Mugilidae
Product: phosphotriesterase-related protein-like
Exons: 4
Coding region: 528-1580 (350 amino acids)
Biological process (GO): catabolic process
Molecular function (GO): zinc ion binding
Source: RefSeq, a predicted model, not a curated record
UGGACAUAAGAAACAAGGUCAGCAAACAGUAUUUCGACAGUGUACAUACAUUUCAGGACUUACCCUGAUGGAACUUUAAGUCCCCUCCUGCUAAUGCUGCAGCUCUGACCUCAUUGCACAUUGUUUUCGGCUGGUUGUUAAGUUUCACUUUGCACUAGCACAGUUGUAACAUAACGAUUACCAGGCUGCAUAUGCUUUCUCACUUACUUUUUUUCCCUGCAAAAUAGAGCAUAUAGUGAUGAAAGGAAUGCAGCUUUUAGACUGACACGGGGUUUGAUUAAUUAAGGAUCCGGACUAUGCAGUGUUUUACAGUCCAAAGUUUGCUCUGCUGCUUGCGCUGUCUGGUCAAUGAGUAGUUAGACUCUUUUAAUACACACAGCCUUGUCAGCCCUCGUCUAAUAUGUAACGGUACCGCACAGGACUGCAGAAGCUGCACAGGACUGCAGAAGCUUUCCCUGCUCUGAUCUGCCUCACUGCUCUUCAUAGAUUAAUACUUUGUGACACACAGAUCAACACUGAUCAGAGUCAUGUCAGCGCUGAGUGGGAAGGUCCAGACGGUCCUGGGUCUGGUGGAUCCAGAUCAGCUGGGCCGCACCAUGACCCACGAGCACCUGAGCGCCAUGAGCUCCAAUUGCAUCUACAUCCCUCCUCCCCAAGGUGACGAGGCGGUGGCCGAGAACCCUUUCCAGAUGCAGCACAUGCACUGGCUGAGACAAAACCCUUACAACUGCCACGAGAACCUGCUGCUGCAGCAGGAGACCAGCGCUGUGCGGGACGAGCUGCUGGCCUACAGGAAGGCCGGCGGGGGCACGAUUGUGGAGAACACCACCACGGGCGUCAACCGGGACCUCCCCACCCUGCUGCAGCUGGCGAAGGACACCGGGGUCCACAUCAUCGCUGGGGCAGGCUACUAUGUGGACUGCACCCACACUGAGGCUACCAAGAAAAUGAGUGUGGAGCAGCUCACAGACAUCAUCAUCAGCGAGGUGCUGCACGGCGCUGACGGCACAGACAUCCGCUGCGGCGUGAUUGGCGAGAUCGGCACCAGCUGGCCAAUCACAGAGAGCGAGACGAAGGUGCUGAGGGCCACAGCUCACGCUCAGGCUCAGCUGGGCUGCCCCGUUAUCAUCCAUCCCGGCAGGAGCGCCGACGCUCCGGCUGAAGUUGUUCGGAUUCUCCAGGAGGCCGGUGGUGACAUCGGCAAAACCGUUAUGUCUCACCUGGACAGGACUAUAUUCGAAGAGGGUGAUCUCCUGGAGUUUGCUAAGCUGGGGAGUUACCUGGAGUAUGACCUGUUUGGAACGGAGAUGCUGAACUACCCUUUUAAUCUGGACAUAGACAUGCCCAGUGACAGCCAGAGGGUGAAGGCCUUGGGGUUUCUGGUGAAGGAGGGCUACGAGGACAAGAUCGUGAUCGCGCACGACAUCCACACCAAGAACCGCCUGACCAAGUACGGCGGCCACGGCUACUCUCACAUCCUGAAGAACAUCGUGCCCAAGAUGCUGAUGAGGGGCUUCUCACAGCACCAGGUGGAUAAGAUCCUUAUUGACAAUCCAAAACGCUGGUUGACCUUCAAAUGAAUUUAAAGAAACAAGUAACGCAAACAAAGGCGAAGAAUUCGUUGUGACGUAGCUUUAUCAAUCAGAACUCAACACCUCACAAUGAAUGCUUGGAUAUCUUUGCAAUAAUCACAACACUCAUUUAUUGAUGUGAUUUUAAGCAAUAAUCCACCUAUUUCUGUUCUCCUGAUUAUGAAUUAUUCAAUCUUUAAGCAAAUUCUUUGAAGGAGCCUUGCAGGAUCGCAGUGCAUUUCAUUAGCAGGUUUGUUUCAGCCCCACGUUUGCCACGAAAAAAUAGCCUUUGCUUGUCUGCAGAGGUGUGAUUACAAUCCAAGAGAAAUAGUUCCAUUCUCUGGGGAGUCUACAGCGGUGCUCACAAAUAUGGUGCUAAUUGAUUUUUUAAUUUCAAUGUCAACGUUGCUUUCUUGGUUUUGUGACAUUUCUGCCAACACGUUUCAUGGAAGGGAAAUAACGAGCGUGUUGGUAAUCAGUAUGCUGCUCUGCUCCCGACACAAUGCGGCGGUGUUAGAUGAGUUGUCCUGUUGCCCCUCAGUGGGUGUCUGUGAGUCUAUGGGAGGCUGGCUGGCUGGCUGGCAGGACCGGAUGAAGGACAUGUUAUCCUCUCAUCUGGGAACAGGUGGCCUCACAGAGUGAUUUCGCCACAUGAUCAAUGGCAUGAUCGCCACAGCUGACUGUGCACGGGCGAACAACUCUAUAACUUUGAUUAAUCUUCUUAAGAGGAUUACAAAGUGAGUCAGAGGAUUUCAUUUUACAUUUUAACCCGCCGUCUUCUCUGGAGGGAGCUCGGUAAUCGGCGAGCAGAUUGCUGAAUGUUGUCGAGGAAACAUAUCUGACUGCGUGACUGUCCAGUUUUGUGGCGGUGACUAAACCACCAGACCACCCUGUUGCCCCAACCAGAUGCCAUGUUGAUACACACAAGAAAAAUGAGCUACAGUGAUAAUAUUUUUGUCAUAACGCUUCAGCAUGAACACUAGAACUGCCCUCUUUUUCUUUUCUUUUUUUUAUACAGAUGUCUCUUUUUGCUCCACAGUGUUGAAAUGUUGAUUUUUUUUUUAGAAACAUGCAUAACAACGGCUUUUAACAUUUCCACCCAAACGCAACGUUUAUGGCAUAUCUUUGGAGAAAUAAAGCACACAAAUGGACUAACAACA